Molecule: messenger RNA, 1611 nt
Organism: Ziziphus jujuba (common jujube)
Lineage: Eukaryota; Viridiplantae; Streptophyta; Magnoliopsida; Rosales; Rhamnaceae
Product: flavin-containing monooxygenase FMO GS-OX-like 4
Exons: 7
Coding region: 123-1430 (435 amino acids)
Molecular function (GO): flavin adenine dinucleotide binding; NADP binding; N,N-dimethylaniline monooxygenase activity
Source: RefSeq, a predicted model, not a curated record
ACACUAGAACAACUGUAUGAGAACUAACCGUAUAAAGCGUGACAUUUCUAUAGGAAGAAAAACCCAAAAAAAAAAAAAAAAAAAAGAUUCAGAGAGCUAAUUCGGCAAUUCCAAAUUGACCAAUGGGACGAUCAGUAAGAGCAGCAGUGAUCGGAGCCGGCGUGGCGGGACUUUGCGCGGCGCGUGAGCUUCAGCGUCAGGGUCUCAAAGUUGUUAUCUUCGAUAAAGCCGAUAGAAUAGGCGGCACGUGGAUAUACGACCCGAGAAUCGAAUCCGAUCCUCUCGGUCUCGACCCGACCCGUGAAAUUGUCCACAGCAGCCUCUACCGUUCUCUGCGCACCAACCUCCCCAGACAGCUAAUGGGUUUCUUGGACUACCCCUUUCCGAAUCGACAAAAUGGGGACCCGAGACCUUUCCCGGGUCAUGAGGAGGUGCUCUAUUUCCUAAACAAGUUCGCCGACGAUUUCGGACUCCGUGAGUUGGUCAAGUUCAAUUCGGAAAUCGUCCGAGUUGCCCCAGUUGACGAGACGAAGAACGACGAGUGGUUGGUGGAGUGGAGGACUCGGGGGAGCGACUCAUUGAGCCGGGAAGUGUUCGACGCGGUUGUUGUGUGCGUCGGAAAUUUCACUGAACCAGAGGUCCCGACAAUUCCAGGCCUAGAGAACUGGCCUGGGUAUAAGCUUCAUAGCCACAACUACCGCGUUGCUGAAUCAUUUCGAGGCCAGACAGUGGUUGUAAUUGGAUUUGGAGCUAGUGCCUUUGACAUCUCAAGAGACAUUGCUACUGAAGCCAAAGAAGUUCAUAUAGCCAUAAGAAAACCAGAUGUACAAGUUGGAAAGUUGGAAAGCCACAAUAACAUAUGGCACCACAAGAUGAUAGAGCAAGCUUAUGAAGAUGGUUCAAUUGCCUUUCAAGAUGGAUCCUUAGUUUAUGCUGAUACCAUUGUCUAUUGUACAGGGUAUAGAUACCAUUUUCCAUUUCUUGAAACCAAAGGAAUUGUAACCAUUGAGGAAAAUCGAGUUGGGCCAUUGUAUAAACAUAUCUUUCCUCCACGCUUGGCUCCCUGGCUGUCUUUCAUUGGAAUACCUUUUAAGAAUGCAGUAUUCCCGCUAGUUGACAUACAAUCCAAGUGGAUGGCGCGUGUAUUAUCCGGUAAGGUGGCGCUGCCAAAGGAAGAAGAGAUGAUGGCCUCGACGAAUCAACUAUACAAGCAAAUGGAGGAGAAUGGGGUGCCAAAGUGCUUUACUCAUGCCCUUCAUCCAUAUGAGAUGGAAUACCAAAAUGGGCUGCUUGCUGAGAUUGGGUGGCCAGAACUAGAGGAGUGGAGAGGGAAAGUUUAUGCAAAGAGCAUCAACUUCAUAACGACUAUGCAUGAUGGAUACAAAGAUCAAUGGGAUAGUGCUUAUUGGGAGGCAUUGAGUGAUUCAUAAGGUUUUUUAUUAGGCAUUCAUUUGAGUUGGGCUUAAGCUUAACAGAGACUUUCAUCCUCAAAUCUCAAUAGUUUAUUUGAGGUUAAUACUUUUGUAGAAAAUAACUUUUUCCACAAAAAGAAAAAAAUAAUAAAAUGAUAAAAAGAAGAAGAGCACAAAUUGAUUCUUGUUUGUCAAAGUA